GGUGUUGACGAAUCUGCUGGUUCCCGGUGCUUGCGAGUAGAAGGACCGAAGGGGACGGGCCCUCAGUGGACAGAAAUGGCGAGUAUGGUCACCGAGAACGGGUGUGGAGGGGCAGAGGAGACCGCACAGCCGAAGGGACCGGGUCGGGGCGCGGUCAGGUGGGGUCCACAGCACGCGGGUGCCCGAGAGCUGGCCAGCCUGUACUCUCCAGGCAAAAGAUGUCAAGAAUGGAUUAGUGUCCUCCUCUGCUUCUCUCUCAUGGCCUUCAACUUUAUUCACCUUCUUGCCAAUUUCCACCUGGGACAUGUGUGGUAUAUACAGUUGGGGAUUGUGGCAGGAAUCCUCACUGCUGACUUUGCGUCAGGGCUGGUGCACUGGGGGGCUGACACGUGGGGAUCUGUGGACCUGCCCAUCUUUGGAAAGGCUUUUAUUCGGCCGUUCAGAGAGCACCACAUCGACCCCACAGCCAUCACCCGCCACGACUUCAUCGAGACCAACGGUGACAACUGCAUGCUGACCAUAUUCCCUCUCGCAAACAUGGCCUUCAACUUCCUCACUCUGUCCCCCGCGGAGAUCUACCGUUUCUACCCCUGGUAUUGCUACCUGUAUGCACUGGCCAUCUUCGUGACGCUCACCAACCAGAUUCACAAGUGGUCGCACACGUACUUCGGCCUUCCUCGCUGGGUGGUGUUCCUGCAGGACUGUCACAUCAUCCUUCCUCGCAAGCAUCACCGCGUUCAUCACGUCUCCCCUCAUGAGACCUACUUCUGCAUUACCACAGGUUGGCUGAACUACCCUCUGGAGAAGCUGGGUUUCUGGAGAACCUUGGAGGACCUCAUUCAGAGUGUGACGGGAGAGAAACCCAGGGCAGACGACUUAAAAUGGGCUAAGAAAGUCAAUUAACACUGAAGGCUAACUGCAUCCUACCUCAGAAACCCCUGGCUCUGCCCAGGCUUCGCGUCCCGUUUUCUUGCCUGAUUUACAAACUGCAGUUCACAGGAUGAACAUCUAAACAGUUCUGAUGCCAUAGCUUUAAGUCUUGCACAUUUUUUUAAUUUUAAUUUUUCGCAAUGCGAGGGCUCUGUCUCUGGGAUUUUCUUUCACAGCUCUUCACAUUUUUCAAACUGCAAUAUAUAUGCUCUUUCAAAUAUUUACACAAACAACACUGUUUGGGGGUUUCUGGUAGUAGGGUUUCUGCUAGUAGCAAUAAUCUGACCUCCAAAAGUCAGAUUAUUGCUCACCUAAAAAAAAAGACCCAUAAUAACCAGCGCUUUGGAGAACCAACAUUCACUUAAGUAGGAGAGCUUAUGUUUGCAUUUUACUCCUCACUGCUUUACUCUCAGUUGGACCUCUAAGCUCUAAGGAAACAGUCUGAUGCGGGAGUCAUAGAAGCAGUAUGGCGGGGUUUAUAUAGGAUCUGUACGGUUACCAAAUGAUGAUGGCUUGUGAUCAAAUUAGGAGGUUUUUAGUUUAAUUGUCUUUUUGCACAUUUUGGUUCAGCUCUGCACAUUUUAUUUUUUUACAUUUGUUAGGAUAAACUAAAAGAAAAUGUAUUAAAACAUUUUUAUAUUUUUUUUUCUUGGUCCUUAAGAGUUUUAAAUUCCCAAAGUGGUUUCUAAAACACAGCCGUAACGGAUAGAUCAGCUCUAGCUUGAGAACCAGCGUGACCAUAAAUCUACUAAAUAAUCUAAAUUAUAAGGAAUCAAGCGAUGAUACGCAAAGUCAGAAAGUCUUGGAUGAUUAAAGCAAGUUUAUUUCCGUUGCUUGUGCUUUUGAGACAAUUCUGUGCUUUUCUUCAAAGUGGGAGGGCUUCAUUUUUUAAAUCUGUAUUAUUUGCUGGAAAAGAGGCGCAUGCUGAUUGGUCAAGCUGCCUUACAUGUCACAGAUGCAGUACUUUGUGUCGUUGCUUCUGCAGCACUUCGGGGGCGUUAGUGGCAAGAGUGUCACUGCGGGCUUUGUGUCCGAUUAAUCCAACACAAAUGCCUCAAAGUUAUUGUGCCAGCUGUGUGUGUGUGUGUGUUGUUUUCAGUCCUUGUUAGUCUUUUGUUUUCAGCUUCUCGCUUUCCGGGGAUUACAUUCCUGUUCGGAAAUGUUGCCGCUGUGUACUCUUUUGGUUACUGUUACAAACAUUCUCAUUCAUAUUUUAAGGGCUUGCGAUAAAUCGGAUGACCUUUCUCUCUCAGAAAGGAUUCUUUAAUUACUGUUGUUGUAGUGCUUCUGCGGAUGCUCUGUUCUUCUUCUUUUUUUUUUUUGUUUAGCUAGUAUCUAUGCAGUGUAAUAGGAAGCCUGUAAAUGUCUUAAAUCAACUGUUUAGGUUUGACAUAUUUCUUUUUUCUAAUAGUUUACACGUUUGCUAAGUUUGAAGGAGUUAACCUGGAGUUAAAAGCAGCGGCCUGCAUGUUGAAGUAAAUUUCACAUUUUAAAGAUGUAACUCGCAGCAGGCUAAAGGAUGCUCUCUGUACGGCGGCUUGUAAGAUGCUCACUCCAUCAGAGCUCGUUUGUGCGAAGCCGAUGUCGACUCAGGAGCUCUUUUCUCGAUCUAAACGAUUUGAUCCAGUUUUGCUUUUUAUUUUUUCCAACCUUUUUCUUUGUGUCCAUCACAGAAAGCCUUAUGUAGACGAUGCAAUGAUUCAUACACACCGUCGGGAGGGAUUUGUACCCGCUUUGAAAACUGAUUUUAUGUAUUAAUUCCUUUAGAAUAUUCUAAUGGUAUGAUACCUCGAGUAGAAAUGUUACGGUUUCUGGGUAAAGACACAACAUUUCUAUCUCAACAUGUAAAAUCUAAUAUAAUUACCACAAAUCAGAACCAUAACAAAUAAAUAAAUAUAGUUUUAUGUGUUUAGAAACUAACUACUUAAAUAAAUUAAACAAGAUGAUUUGAGCAUUUUAUGUUUAAUCAUUUUCAUAAUAAAUCAAAUAUGCAAUUUAAGAGUUCUACCAAAAAACAGGCAAUAUAUGGCUAAAAAUAGAUUUUCU
Cyprinodon variegatus (sheepshead minnow) is the source of this 2976-nucleotide messenger RNA. It is a transcript of the gene peds1b, whose product is annotated as transmembrane protein 189-like. Bases 76 to 903 code for a protein of 275 amino acids. The record is from RefSeq and is a predicted model, not a curated record. The transcript has 6 exons. Lineage: Eukaryota; Metazoa; Chordata; Actinopteri; Cyprinodontiformes; Cyprinodontidae. Gene Ontology annotation, molecular function: oxidoreductase activity.